ACACAGGCGCACGGACAGUACUCUCACUCUCAGCAAAUCGCUUUGUUGCUAUUUUCGCGUGGCUCCGUUUCGAACUCUGUUGCACAGAAGUUUAACAACAAAAUGUGAUAUUAUCGGCGCUUGUUUUCCACACGCGUUUUUCACCAUUCGCUGCGUUGUGUGGGGCUGUGUGUGUUGUUGUUUUAGUUUCACUUGCACCCCCUCUUUCGUUCGGUUUGGCGACUUUGAUUUCAGUCGCCAAUCGUCAAUCGGUCCGCCGGGUUCUUUUCUCCAAUUGGAACGCGACAGUGUGCGUGUGUGUGUGCGGGUCAAUCAACUGUAGUUUGCCAGCCGCGCACAUUCCUCCCCCGCCCACCCAAAGCCAUGCUUAAGAACCACAACACGCUCCAUUUAUGCAAUUAAUGCAUAUUAAAAUAAUAAAGUAAACGGAAUUUUUGUUUGGCAAAAACAACUACGUAACAGCAGCAGUCGCAGUCGCAGUCGCAGCGUGUGUGUGUGCGUUGGGAGGAGAGCGCCGCGAGAGUGGGAGAGAGACAGAGCGCGAGUGAUAAGUGAGAGGGAGAGCGUUGUUGGCGCUUUGUAACGGAACACAGAAGCCGUAGUUGAAUUCAAGUGACGUUCGAAGACGGCGGCGGAAAGGAAAACUGAAAAACAAAGACAGCAGCGAGAUGUUAAAGUUAUAUAUUCCACUUUGAUUGAAAUAAAUGAAUAUGCAGUGUGCCAGUUAUACAACUGGCAAAAUCACUCGUACGGGCUUAAUUAAACGCCCGAGAUGAAUAUCGCCUCAGCCCAUCAGCAGCAACAAGUGCAAUAAAAACCAAAGGCAAAACAAAAUCCCCGAAAAAAACGAGUGGCGUGUGUGUUUGUGCCAAAACAAAAAAUUAAAAUAUAUUUCCAGACACAACACAAAGAGGAACAAUAACAAAUAAUAAUAAGAAGUAAUACGAAAAGGAGAGACGGAAACAAAAAUUAACCGGCGCAGCAGAGACUUUAAUUAUAACGAGCCACGAAAUCGCAUAAAGAAAUCAACAAGUGUCUGCGUGCCUUUUCGCUUUUCAUUCAUGCGGUCAACUCGACAAAGCAACAAAUAAUAGCAACAAAAACAAUCGAAAACAACAAUAAUAAUAACCAGCUGAUAAAAGCCCUGCAGUCAAAUAAACAACAACAGCGAGGGCAGUAAGAAUAUCGCCUGGCCGCUGAGCUUUAAUUGCCGGGCCAUGACUUUAUGACUAUGUGAUUGGAGAACCCUUUGUAACGCGUGUAACCUGUAAAUAAAAAGUGGCCAUACAAUGAAACAUCCGCAGGAUCUGACUGUGACCGAUGGGCAGCAGCAGCAGCUAAUGAAAGUUAACAAGGUGGAAAAAAUGGAGCAGGAGAUGCAGGAGUCUGAGUCUGAAAGCCAUAUAAUGCACGCCGAUGCUUUGGCCGCCGGUUAUCCGGCUGCCUCCCAGCCGCAUAGUCCGAUUGGCCAUGCUCUUAGUCCUAACGGCGUCGUCCUGGGACUGAGCAACAGCAGUAACCAGAGCAGCGAGAAUUUUGCGCUCUGCAACGGAAACGGAGGCAAUGCCGGCAGCGCAGGAGGCGGAAGUGCCAGCAGCUGCAGCACCAAUAACAAUAGCAUGUUUUCGCCGAAUCAUAACCACAGUGGAAGCGGAAGUGGAGGAAGCAGUCAGCAGCAGCUGCAACAGCAACAACAGCAGCAACAGUCACCGACGGUGUGCGCCAUCUGUGGAGAUCGGGCGACGGGCAAGCACUAUGGAGCCUCCAGUUGUGACGGCUGCAAGGGAUUCUUCAGGCGUAGUGUGAGGAAGAAUCAUCAAUACACAUGCAGAUUCUCCCGCAACUGUGUGGUGGACAAGGACAAGCGAAACCAGUGCCGCUACUGCCGGCUAAGGAAGUGUUUUAAGGCGGGAAUGAAGAAGGAAGCAGUGCAGAACGAGCGAGAUCGGAUUAGCUGUCGUCGCACCUCCAACGAUGAUCCGGACCCGGGCAAUGGCCUCUCAGUGAUAUCGCUGGUCAAGGCCGAGAACGAGUCGCGCCAGUCUAAGGCCGGAGCUGCCAUGGAGCCAAACAUCAACGAGGAUCUAUCCACAAAGCAGUUUGCCAGCAUUAAUGAUGUCUGCGAAUCGAUGAAACAACAGCUACUCACCCUGGUGGAGUGGGCCAAGCAGAUUCCGGCCUUUAACGAGCUGCAGCUGGACGAUCAGGUGGCCCUCUUGCGUGCCCAUGCCGGCGAGCACCUGCUUCUCGGCCUGUCACGUCGAUCGAUGCACCUCAAGGAUGUCCUGCUACUGAGCAACAACUGUGUGAUUACCCGACACUGUCCAGAUCCCCUUGUGUCACCCAAUUUGGACAUCUCUCGGAUAGGCGCCCGCAUCAUUGACGAACUUGUGGUGGUCAUGAAGGAUGUGGGCAUCGAUGACACCGAGUUUGCCUGCAUCAAGGCUCUGGUCUUUUUCGAUCCCAAUGCCAAGGGCUUAAAUGAGCCACAUCGCAUCAAGUCGCUGCGCCACCAGAUACUCAAUAAUCUCGAGGACUACAUAUCCGAUCGGCAGUACGAGUCGCGCGGUCGCUUCGGCGAGAUCCUGCUUAUUCUGCCCGUUUUGCAGUCCAUUACCUGGCAGAUGAUCGAACAGAUCCAGUUUGCCAAGAUCUUUGGCGUGGCCCACAUCGACUCGCUGCUCCAGGAGAUGCUUUUGGGAGGAGAGUUGGCGGACAAUCCUUUGCCUUUGUCGCCACCAAAUCAGUCCAACGACUACCAAAGUCCUACCCAUACUGGAAACAUGGAUGGCGGCGGCAGUCAGGUGAAUUCCUCCUUAGAUCCCCUGGUCUCGGCGGGCGGCAGUGGUUCGCAUGGCUUGGAUCUGGAGGUUCAGCAUAUCCAGGCUCUAAUAGAGGCGAACAGCGCGGAGGAUUCAUUUCGGGCGUAUGCAACCGGCACAGCGGUAGCUGCGGCAGCUUCUGCUGCUUCGUCUUCCUCCUCCUCCUCUGCACCCGCAUCCGUGGCUCCGGCUGCGAUCUCGCCCCCGCUCAACAGCCCCAAGUCGCAGCAACAACAACAGCAACAGCAUCAGCAUCAACAGCAACAUGCGACUCACCAGCAGCAAGAUGGAUCCUACAUGGAUGUGCCCGUGAAACACUACAAUGGCAGUCGGUCCCAGCACAGUCCCCAGCGCAUGCAUCCCUACCAAAGAGCGGUCGCAUCGCCAGUCGAGGUGACCAGCGGUGUUGGCGGCCUGGUGCUGCGCAACCCCGCCGAUAUAACGCUCAAUGAGUACAAUCGCAGCGAGGGCAGCAGUGCCGAGGAGAUGCUGCGACGCACUCCGCUCAAGAUCCGGGCGCCGGAGUUGCUGACAGCGCCCACUGGCUAUGGAUUGGAACCCUGCCGCAUGACGUUAAAGCAGGAGCCCGAGACUGGCUACUGAACGGAAACGGAUGCCAAUUAGUGCAAUAGGCAGUUUGCAAUAGGACUAUGCUCAAAAACACACACAACACACACCUUAUACACAGAUACAGGCCCCGCUCUUGCUGCAGAGAGAUGGAAAAUGAAGAACUUACUUAAUUGUUAUGCCUUGAACAUUUUUGAUACUUUUUAUUAGUCGUUAAGUAGGUAUCUUGGAAAUUGUUGCUUAAUUUUUAAAUGUUUAACGCAGUUGCAAUCUAUUUUUGGAGUCAUAUUUCGCUCAAGAAGUUUAUUAUAUACACCUAUACAUAUAUAUAUUAUACACCAUCUAGCAUGUACUGAGUUUGUUGGUUAUUUGGUUACCUUAUCCUUGUGCAUGGAUCACAAAGCAUUCAUAUAGGCCAUGCAAUAUAUUGUUUUAGGUUAGGGUGUUGUCUAGGUUAUGCGCUGAAAGUGUAAUAUACAAAUUAUAUUUAGUGUUAAACAAAGAACUAUUUUUAUAUGAGUAUGUAUAAAAUACAACAAACUAUUCUAAGAUGGCUGAAUGAAUAAAAAAAAAGAAAAACUAUACAAAAAUAAAGACCGGUAAAA
Messenger RNA from Drosophila kikkawai, 3994 nucleotides. It is a transcript of the gene Hnf4, whose product is annotated as Hepatocyte nuclear factor 4. Gene Ontology annotation, biological process: regulation of transcription by RNA polymerase II; anatomical structure development; cell differentiation. NCBI's taxonomy places the organism in Eukaryota, Metazoa, Arthropoda, Insecta, Diptera, Drosophilidae. The record is from RefSeq and is a predicted model, not a curated record. Gene Ontology annotation, molecular function: RNA polymerase II cis-regulatory region sequence-specific DNA binding; nuclear receptor activity; zinc ion binding. Gene Ontology annotation, cellular component: nucleus.